AGCACAAGAUACACUUCAGUAAAGUCGGAAACUUGCACACGACAGCAGCUGAGUGGCACCAAAACAUUGCGUCAGAUCAACGCAGGCCGGUUAUACUCGCUAGUCACUCACCAUUCAUGUCCUCGCCUGCCUGGCGCUGCUUCUUAUACGUGUACAGGUGGCCAAGAAGAGGAUGCAAGAGCCAGCAGUGCCUCUAUUACUGGAGCAGCCUGUGGCCAUGGGGAGGUUACAUAGGUCACAGUGCACCUCUACAGGUGUGCACCAUUCACACAGCCAUCACAAGAGCAAACAUUCUGGGUGGUACUUCAGUUCAUGGUACUGUGGAAAAGCGAGCAAAGAGGGAUGUCAUGCUGUACAUUCCUCAGUCCUUCCCUGUCCAGCAUUGUGUUAGCCACCUCAGUGUCUGGCAGGGAAUGACUAUGAAAACUCAUGUGCCUAACCUUUUAUUAGACAGAAAUGAAUGCGUUAUGAUUGGCACACCUAGUUUUGAGCCUUGUUUAUAUUAUCAGAAUGUGAGGUACUUAUCUGGUCAAGCCCAAAAGCAGGUGAAGGAGACGGAGGAUGAGAAAACAGGUAAAACUGAUGAGGUGCCUAAAGGAGAUGACAGCAGCACAGUGAUAACAGGAAACACUAUCACCAGUACCAACAAGAAUGAUAAGAGCAGCACUACAGAGGGUCAGCAAGCUUCAAAAGAAGGUGAUGGGAGCAACAAAGUGAUACCAGAUAACGUUGCCAAAGAUAUCAGCAAAAAUGUUAACAGCACUGCGUUGGGGAGUGAGCAACUCCCCUCUCGGGUCCAACGAUACUUCCUGUGGCGCUAUUUGUGGUACCUGAGAAAGUUCCAUGAGUCACUGAAGAAUGAGAUGCCAGACACAUUCAAAAUGUUCCAUAUAUUCACUGUCGGCCUCAAGGAGUUCAUGUUCGACUUCAAGGAGUUGAUCAAGAUCCUGGUGUACCUGAGUUUGCCUGGCUCCACCCUGGACUCCCUGAGCCGCCGUGAGCUGGAGGUGUACUACCGCAUGCCCAGCGACAUGGUCAGGGUGUUCCCUGUCCUUGUGCUCUCUUCUCUCCCUUUUGGCCAGAACGUUGCCUUCCCCAUUGGGUAUUGGUUCCCCCGCCACCUGCUGUGUUACCACUUCUGGGACAUCAAGCAGCGGCAUGAAUUUGCUGUGAUGGGCCUCAAACAAAGGCUGUUUAAUGCCCGGCCAGUCUUUAGGUGUCUUCAGGCAGCGAUCCUAACAAUGGAUGAAGAGGAUCAGGACAAAUGCAGAACAGUUUUCCACAAGCUUGGCUCAGGAGUUCACCCAACUGUAGAGGAGAUCAUAGCCCUCAUCCCGCUGUUCCAGGGAAAACCAUUCCACAUCAGGCAGAUCCGUGCGAUACAUGUGAAUGCCUUGCUGCGGCUGCAUGGGCGGUCAGUGUGGCUGUGGCGGCGGCAGCGGCUAAGGGACCACGCUCGCAUCCUGCACUGCAUGGACGCAGCAAUCUCCAGGGAGGGACUUGACUCUCUCACCCUGGAUAACUUGAGGGCCACGCUAAUCUUCCGUGGCCUUAACCCCACCAACAUGAGCACGGAUGCUAUGCUGGAGUAUCUGCAGAACUGGCUCAAAGUCUCCAAGGAAGUCGAUGCCUCCUGCUACUCCCUCCUCCUCCACCUACCUAUCUUCCUGGCCUACAACCAGCCUACCAACUUUGCCUUGAUAUACUCUAAAUAAGCACCAAGGCUUGUUCCAUUGUACAGUCCAUAUUAGAAUCAAGUAAACUGGCACUCCACUCA
Molecule: messenger RNA, 1777 nt
Organism: Scylla paramamosain (green mud crab)
Lineage: Eukaryota; Metazoa; Arthropoda; Malacostraca; Decapoda; Portunidae
Product: LETM1 domain-containing protein 1-like
Exons: 7
Coding region: 117-1715 (532 amino acids)
Cellular component (GO): mitochondrial inner membrane
Molecular function (GO): ribosome binding
Source: RefSeq, a predicted model, not a curated record